This is a messenger RNA of Danio rerio (zebrafish), 2197 nucleotides long. NCBI's taxonomy places the organism in Eukaryota, Metazoa, Chordata, Actinopteri, Cypriniformes, Danionidae. The record is from RefSeq and is a predicted model, not a curated record.
CUCCCUGCGCCUAGUAACAGCGAAAGCGUCGUCCACGCCAUGGAUGGAGAGAGAAACUGAAUGCCAAGAUCCGCGGAAGAUUUAGAACCGAAACGGAUCACUAUGCGCCAUAAACUCUCCGUUCACCAACUUUCUCGCAGUUUAGACACCACACACUCCCAUGCGAGCCGUUCACAAUAACGCGGACUCACUGUUUGUGAUACCCGGCUAAGCGUCUUAAGGCUUGGGACGAUAGCGCAAAAUGGCUUGCGCUGUGGAGAGAUGAGUGAAACCUACUGAUAUUUGGGGUGAUCGGAUGCCCAUUUAAGCAUGGGGAAGCUACAGAGCAAGUUCCGGCGACGCUCAGACCUUUAUAAGGCCAAAGAAGGGGCAGAGCCUGCACCUGUGCACCAGGUAGUGCAGUACGAACCUGCUCACACAGAUGCCAUCAACUGUGUCGUCAGCCUGACCUCUGACCUCUGCGUGUCAGGAGGUCAUGACCAGGCUGUUGUCGUCUAUGACUGGAGAGCUGGGAGACUUUGUAAAUCUUUCCAGGGCCACAACAGAGAGAUUACAAAGUUGUGUUGUUUUAAAGGGAGUUCCCUGAUCUUCAGCGCAUCUCGAGAUAAGACGGUGCUGAUGUGGGAUUUGGGACGAGAUACAGAAGCCAUCCAGGAGUUCAGUGGUCAUGAGCUUGUCGUUAAUGGAGUAGCUGUUAGUCCAGAUGGAUCAAAGCUGUGCACGGGUUCUCGAGAUAACUCCAUGUGCCUCUGGGACAUUGAGUCUGGAGAAUGUCUGCAGAGAAACACCAUCUCACGAAACCUGGUUACCCAUGUGUGUUGGGUACCAGGAAGCACGUCUAUUGUCCAAACCUCAGAAGACAAAACUAUCAGGGUGUGGGACAGUCGCACAUGGCAGGUCACAAACACUUUUCCAGCAAAGCAGUACAUUCAGACCCACUGUGAUGUCAACGCUAACUGUUACCACCUGCUUUCCUCCAGCAACGGUUUUGGCGGACAGGGCUGUGAGGCUACGCUGUGGGACCUCCGGCAGCCUGGCUGUAAGGUGGCCGAAUACAGAGGACACUUGCAGACCACAGCAUGUUGUGUGUUUGUGCCUACCCGUCCUGGAUGUCCUGCCCUUGUGGCCUCAUCAUCUUAUGACAGCUCAGUGAAAAUAUGGGACCAGAACACUGCAGCUUGUUUGUACACUUUAACUCUGGAUGGUUCGGGGCCGCUGGUUUCUCUAGCUCCGUGUGACUCCAGUAGUUUGCUGUGUGCCAGUUUUAACACAGGACUUCAUCAGCUGCAUCUAGACCAGAGUGCAGUGCCCAGUAUCACUGAAGUGGCUCGCUUCUGACCUCCAAUCUGGAAAAAUCACACCCCCUCCUGACCUCCAUCUGCAGAAUAAACCAUCUUCUUCAAUGAAUGGAACUCUUGGUAAUUACAGGGAAAAGAAAAGUAUGUUCUAAUUAAAGGGAUAAGCUCAUCCAGAAAUGAAGAUUUGCUCCAGUCAGGCCAAGAUGUAAGAUGAAUUUCUUUUAUUUGUUCAACGUUACAUCACUUGCUUUACCAGUUGAAGCUCUGCAGUAAAUGUCCUGUAAAACAGCUGAUAAAAACAACAAAAUAUGUCACAACACAACUUGAGUCCACCACUUAAAUCAAGAAGCCCUAUAAUACACCCAGCGGCAUAAGGUACAAGGCGUGUAUGACAUGAUUUGUUCCUAUUUUCAUACGAGCGCAGGUUUCUUUUUUUUACGUUUUGCACCAUGUUGUUUGAAUAGCAAAUCCAUUUGCGCCAUUUUUUGGACUCAUGGGAGUGCCAGUCUGAAAAGGAGGUGUUUUAAGGCGCAUUGUUGGCUUGUUGUUGUUUUGAGGAACUAAAAUAGACUGCACCAUUCACUAACUUAAAGCUGCUCUAAAGUCCAGCACAGAGUUUUUGUCAUUUAAAGUGUGUGUUAGUCAUGCGCCUAAACGGUUCCAAAAGCUUACACAUUGCAUAAUAUACAUACUGUAGGAUGUACAGCAACACACACAUAUAUUUACAUAUGAAUAAAAUUAAAGGAUUCAAAUAUUUAAAAAAAUGUAUUAUUUUCUACAUAAAUGCACAAACCACUGCCUCUAGGCCUUCUUCACCUUGUGGGGCUUUUUUUCAGUUUAUUCAUAACAAUUUGCAUUUGUAUAAUGUUAUUAUUAUUAUUAUUAUCAGUAUUAUUUAU